This is a messenger RNA of Arabidopsis arenosa, 498 nucleotides long. The record is from the annotation of a GenBank genome assembly. NCBI's taxonomy places the organism in Eukaryota, Viridiplantae, Streptophyta, Magnoliopsida, Brassicales, Brassicaceae.
GCCGCUCCUCUCUUGUCCAGAUCCAAUGGCACCCAAGAAAGACAAAGUUCCUCCUCCGUCCUCUAAACCCGCCAAAUCCGGUGGCGGCAAGCAAAAGAAGAAGAAGUGGAGCAAAGGAAAGCAAAAGGAGAAAGUGAACAACAUGGUUUUGUUUGACCAAGCAACUUACGACAAGCUUCUAUCUGAGGCUCCCAAGUUCAAACUUAUCACUCCUUCUAUCCUCUCUGACCGUUUGAGGAUCAAUGGAUCGCUUGCUAGGAGGGCGAUCAGAGAAUUGAUGGCUAAGGGAACGAUCAGGAUGGUCUCUGCUCACUCAAGCCAGCAGAUCUACACUAGAGCAACCCACGGCUAACUUCCUUCGAAUGUUUUAGUUGUUUAUCUAUCUUUUAUCCAAUGUCUUUAUGAACCAUUAUCUUUCUAGAAUGCACCUUUACUUGCAGACAUUGGUCUAUACUACUUAAUCCUAUGAGAAUUUGGAGAUAAAAAGAUUGAUUUUGG